Molecule: messenger RNA, 1716 nt
Organism: Verticillium alfalfae VaMs.102
Lineage: Eukaryota; Fungi; Ascomycota; Sordariomycetes; Glomerellales; Plectosphaerellaceae
Product: Spc97/Spc98 family protein
Exons: 2
Coding region: 1-1716 (571 amino acids)
Biological process (GO): spindle assembly; cytoplasmic microtubule organization; meiotic cell cycle
Cellular component (GO): gamma-tubulin complex; equatorial microtubule organizing center; spindle pole
Molecular function (GO): microtubule minus-end binding; gamma-tubulin binding
Source: RefSeq, a predicted model, not a curated record
AUGCUGCACGAAAUCCUCCUGUCCUUGUCCGGGCACCCUUCACCACUCCUGCGAACCGAUGGCGUUCAACCCACCGCUUUUGCCGCCAUCUCGCCCCCCGAACGCGAACUUCUCGCCACCGCCGCACACCUCAGCGACUUGAACAUCAAGCUCCUGGGCCACUCGGCCCAGAUUUCGGCAGAACAUCCCUCGACUAUAUGCCGGGCCGUUGCAACGGCAAUUGAGUCGAUUCAUCUGGCUGCUUUUCAGCGCAAAGUCCUGGAGGUGGAAGAGACGGUCUUGCGGCAUGAUUCAAGUCUAGUGGGCGCCUACAAUAUUGUACCCUUGACCGCUGUUAUUGGGGAGUUCUCAGGAUGGACCAGGCGUCUGGAGUGGUUGAGAGAGGUAGUCCAGUUUAUUCUGGGCAGGCACAAAGGUGGAAAGUGCUGCGGCGCUCAGUUGAUUGAUCGACUGCGCACUGAGCUGCAGAGCGGAUACAUGGACAUUGAGCAGACCGCUCUGACUUUGGUCAAGGUUGCCGAGACGGCGUGGCUGAAGCAGGUGUCUGCCUGGAUUCUUUACGGCCGAUUGCCGAGUCACGGCGAGGGCGACUUCUUCGUCCGGCUGGCGGAAGAUGGCGAUCAUGACUUUGUUAUCACACCAACACUGCUUCCCAAGUUUGUCACGCCUACGACAGCAGCCUCCAUGUUAUUCAUCGGCAAAUCACUGAACCAUGUCCGCGUAAAGAGCAGUGUCGAUUCGGGCCUCAUGGGGCUUGACCACCUCUCAUCACAACUCCGGGAGCUCUCGGGCCUGGCCUAUCCGCUCAACACAGCGAGCUUCUCAAGAGCCAUCACCGCUCUCCGCGUGAGCCUAUCCAGGACCACGCUUCAAAAGCUCUUGCCUCUGAGCAGAGUUGUCGAGAUCCUCCGCCUGCUGCGCGAAUUCUUCCUUCUCGGUCGGGCACCUGGGUCACAGCGAGCGCCGCCAUAUUCUUCCUCGCAGAAACAGAGGCCUAUCUCCAGACCGAGGUCGUCGCCGGGCUCUGGGACGGGUUCCACCAAUGGCUCACGUCGAGCGACGCAAAGCAUGGCGACAUCAGCGCAGGCCACGCUACAUCAGCAAGCCGAGCCGCGGCACCCGGAAACGACAACGACGAAGAGAGGAUAUUUGGCUCAUGCCUUCACGGCUUCCAGCCGUCGUCCCCUUCCCAGCAGCAGAAGCAGCAACAGCAACAGCAACACGACCCGCAAUCUCUCGCGACAGCCCACGCACGCUACUCCUCGCCCUCUCCCACCGCCUGCUCCUCACGUCGACGCCGUACACGGACGCCUCCUCACGCUCCUCGUCAGCACGGACCACCUCGUCGCCCUCGUCCACCGCCUGCACAGCAUCUGGACGUCCAUGGAUCUCGAAGCCGACGCCGGCGUCGUCGACGCCUUUGUCGACCUCGAGACGGAGGAGAGGAGCGUCGCCGUCGCCCUCCGCGACGUCGAGGGGCGCGUCAAGGCAGGCAUCGAGGACGUCAUUGCUGCGCUGAGGAUCCUCGAGGCCGACUCUAGUUUUGCCGAGGGCCUCGACGGCGGGUCUGCCACGGAUGAAAUGGACGGCGUCUGGGGUGCCGAGGAGGGGGAGUACACGCCACGCCGCGUCGGCGGCGUCGAGAGGCUGCUGAUGAAGCUUGAUUUCGGCGGUUGGUUCGGGGGUCGGAAGGGCGUCUUUGGCGAUGUGGUCUAG